GCUGCCACACUUCGCAGCCGGGCAGAGCCGGUGCCGGGCAGUCAGUGCUCGGCGCUGCCAUGCCUGCCGCUGUGCGCGUCCCGCGGCUGCUGCUGCUGCUGUUGUUGCUGGUGGUCCUGCGAGAGGUUGAGUCAUUGGCGAAUUCAAGAGAGUCCAACAUCUGUGGUAAAGGAGAAUACUUCCAUCAACAUCACUGCUGUAAAUACUGUCCUGCUGGCACUCAUGUUUUGGAGCACUGCAGAGUUCAACAUGGAGAAAGCUUUUGUUCCUCUUGCACAAAAGGAAAGGAAUACACUGCUCAUGAAAAUGACCUAGAAGAAUGUCUGCAGUGCAAACAGUGUAAAGAAGACAAAGUAACUGUAAGGACCUGCACUUUGACGAGUGAUACCGAAUGUCAGUGCAAGCCCGGGUAUUUCUGUCCUACUCAACACUGUGAAAUGUGCUCCAAAUGCAAGACAAAGUGCCCAGAAGGAAAGGAAAUUGUGCAAAAGUGCAAUGCUACAAUGGACACAGUGUGUGGUUCACUUUCUGAAGGGUCCACCACUAUAGUUGUUGUGGUUACUGUUUUGCCCUGCUUCUGCCUACUUGUGGCUGUAGGCAUGAUCUUCAUCAUCAUUUGUAAAAAGAAGUCUAAUAAGACAAAUACAGAAAACGAUGAAGAAAGAGAAGUGGAGUCUGAAGGCAGCACUGAAGUUCUCAUUUUACCAGAUGUGGAAAAUGGUCUAACUAGUGCACCACAUUUGGGGACUGAAACUUCUGUUCAGAGUCCACAAGAUCAAGCAGCCAACAGUCCCAUUUCUGGACUAAAAACCAAAUUGCCUGAGGAUAAUGGUGUUGCAAGUUGUGAGAGCCAUAAACUACUUCUUAAUGAUACUAACCACACAUCUGAAGAAGCUCCUCAGGGGACUGAAGCACCAGUGAAGCUUCUAUAUAACCAUAAUGCUUUUUAUCUUCAAGAGUCUAAUAUGCAGAAGGUUCAGGAAUGGAAAGCCAGACCUCAGAUAAAAGUUAAAGAUCUAUUUCAUAUUUCAACAACAGAAAGGAGUGAUAUUUAUUAUUGUUUUAUAAAGCAAGUGCCGGCACGUAACUGGAAAGAGCUCAUCAGAUGCUGUCUAAAGGACACUGAAAUUGAUAAUAUAAUUCAUGAAUUCCCCAAGGAUGUAAAAGAGCAGCAUUAUCAGAUGUUAAUUAAUUGUCAAAACAGUUUGGGAAUUGAGACUACUAUUACUAAGUUACUUGAUCGCCUAUGGAGUAUGCAACUAAAGAGUUGCUAUGAAAAUAUUGUAAAUACUUUAAAAAGUAGAGCUAUUAUAACCAUAUUAGAUGCCAAAGAUUAAUCUAUUUAUUGUUGUAACAAAUUGCACCUGUAUAGAUGUUUCUAUAUUCAAACUUACUUUAAUGCAUGUUGACAAUUUUUUUUUAUUGUUGGUUAGGAAAGCAUAAAAUGUCAACAAAAAAAUGUGGGUAAACUAAGAUAUGGUUUAUCUAAACUGUGUGGAUUGAA
Molecule: messenger RNA, 1504 nt
Organism: Gavialis gangeticus (Gharial)
Lineage: Eukaryota; Metazoa; Chordata; Crocodylia; Gavialidae
Product: tumor necrosis factor receptor superfamily member 1A-like
Exons: 10
Coding region: 60-1337 (425 amino acids)
Biological process (GO): immune response; TRAIL-activated apoptotic signaling pathway; positive regulation of apoptotic process
Cellular component (GO): cell surface; plasma membrane
Molecular function (GO): protein binding; transmembrane signaling receptor activity
Source: RefSeq, a predicted model, not a curated record